CUUUGUUGGAUGCUGAAUAUAUGGAAUGUCCGACGGAUGAAAAUUCUACUGAAUUUUUAGAACACUUACUUUACCAAGCAAAAUUUAAAGAAACUACACCAGAAACAGCUAUUCAAACCCAAACAGGUAGAGGAAAUCUUCCUCUAUCGACUUCAACUUUUUGUUUGGACUUAGACGUGCAAGGACAUUCAGUUUAUUUAUCAAGACCAUCAGCGACUUCAACAGAUUACGUAAGCGAUUUGGAAAGUCCAGAUGUGGCCCAAGUACCAAUUGUCCCAGCAGAUCGCUCUUCAGUAGGAUCAAUAUCAACAAAUCCGGGUUUACCGGAAAAAUCUCAAAGCACCGAAACCGAAAUCGCCUUAUGGCAAUCUUACAAAAGGCACGAGGAUGCUCUUUUGGCUCAACUUUUGGGCGCGGCUCGCCUAUCCUACGACCAAUGGGCCGAAACUGUGAAGCGUUUGUGCGAUGAAAUUGUUGAAACCAUUCGACCAGAGGAAUCUGAAGAUUUCGAAGAGACUCAAGAUAUUCGCCAAUACGUGCAAUUCAAGAAAGUUCCUGGAGGUGCCAAAAGUGAUUGCGAGAUUGUCAGCGGCGUUGCUUGCAGCAAAAAUGCUUCUCACCGGGAAAUGCGAUCGAGAAUUCGUGACCCCAAAAUUUUACUUCUGCAAUGCGCAAUUGUAUACCAACGAGUCGAAGGCAGAUUUUUUUCCUUGGAACCUGUUAUGAGACAAGAGAAUGAUUACAUCGCAAACGUGACGGCCAGAGUUCUGGCCCUUCAACCCGAUGUCGUCCUGGUCCAGAGGAGUGUUUCCCGUUUGGCGCAGGAAUUGUUACGUGCAGGAGGAGUCACCAUGGCACUCGGAGUGCGAGUUUCGGUUUUGGAAAGGGUUGCCAGAUGCACAGGAGCUGAUAUCGUCACUUCGGUUGAUACGCAUUUUGGACAACCGCGACUGGGGACUUGCUCCGAGUUUAGCAUACAGUGUUUCGAUGUUGGAAAAAGAACUUCAAAGUCCCUAAUGUUUUUUGAGAAUUGUGCGAAGCCUCAUCUAGGUUGCACAGUUUUAUUAAGAGGUGCUGAUAAAAGGGAGCUGGCCAGAUUAAAAAGUGUUAUGCAUUUAAUGCUGUUGGCACGUUACAAUUGGAAAUUGGAAUUGGCCUAUUUGCUGGACGAAAGGGCCAAACCUCCAGGGCCGAAGAGGAGCUUGUUUGAUACUAAGGAAAACUCACCGGAUGGCGAAGAAGAAGAUGACCAGACUAUUGAAGAAGAACUGGAUUUAGUCACUCUACGCAAACCUAACAAUGAAGUUAAAAGCCAAAAUAGUAAAUCAUCAAUCGGUGAAACCAAAAAUAAUUCCGUCACAGAAAAAAAUAUGACAAAAUCUUCGAAGAGCGAAUUGCAAUCCGAUGGGCAAAGUGUUUCAAAACCAACCAGUAAAAUUAAGAAUGUCUCUAACCACAACGAUGAUACUAAGACAUCUUCAUCAGACGACAAUAAAAUAGUCAACAAACGUGCCUCAAAUAAUAUCGGCGACUCGAUAACAAGCGGCAGCAACUUGCUGGUGGAACGUGUCAGCGAUUUUAGUGACCCUUUACGAAGUGCUAUGGAAGACGAUGAAGUUUUCGAAACUCGUGUCAGAAAAGAUAGUGUGCACACCAUGUCUGAGCAACAACCUUUUGAUAACAGGUUUCGUCUAGCCCUGUCACAUUCUGUGCUAUCAGUAAGUCCUUACUUGACAUUCCCUUUACCUUAUCUGGAAAGUGAAGCUGGUAGAAAAUGCAAUUUGCGAAAAUUGUUUCCUGUCGAAAUGUUUUAUUCUGAACAGUUUCACGAAGAAACGGCGACUAAGGAGCCGGAGACUCCUACUGAUGAUGAAGAUUGCAUGAAUAAUAUACAGUUGAACCCACCACAUCCUCUUCUAACCCACGACAUCGGUUCAUCGCUGAAAAACAGAGUCGAACUGGAGGCUCUGGUUGCCGAUUUUAGGGCAACCGGGGGCAGAUUGCCCUACGGCAUCCCUUAUCGUCAAAGGGACAAAGAUUCGAAGAGUUCUAACAAACAACAUUGUGGCAACAAUCAUAAAACAAAAUCGAAUACUCAAUUACGUAAUAAAGUGAUGGACGCUUUGCAUCCUGCAAAUCAUCAGAAGUUGUCUGUGUCGUUGUGCAUUCAUAGCAAACAUAGUUCGAAUUUUCCUGGAUUUUGUGUCAACCCGAGAAUUAUAAAUCUCCAGUUCUAUGGCAGAGACGAUAUAGCAUUAGGAAAUUUUCUAAACAAAUAUUGCUUCAAUUCGAGUUAUUUAUGUCCGAGUGGAAAUUGCAACACGCCUAUGAUGCAACAUAUCAGAAGAUACAUACACGACACAGGAUGUUUAGAAGUUUCUUUAGAACCCGUGGACAAAAGUUCUAAAACCAAGGAACAAAUUGUCUCCAAAAACAACAACGGAGACAUUUUCAUCUGGUCGUGGUGCAAGCAAUGCAAAAAAUCUACGCCGAUUGUUCCUAUGUCAAACGAAGCCAAAUUAAUAUCGUUUGGAAAAUAUUUGGAACUGCGAUUUCAUGGAAGUGCCUAUAGAUCUCAGAACGAUUGUGGGCAUUCUUUGCAUCAUGAUCAUAACCAGUAUUUUUUGUCUAAUGGUAUCAGAACUUGUAUCAAAUAUGUGAGUAUUAACCUUUGGGAAGUAUGUCUACCGCCUUUUAUAAUAUCAGUAGCAAAUGAGCCGACGACAGAACGAGCCGAGUUGAUUAAUGAAAUAAAAACAUUGUCUUUACAAGGACACGAGGUUUUCUCAGGAAUUAACGAUCGUCUGAAUUUAAUCAGCGGAGAAAGCGAUGAAAAAAGUCAAAGUUCCAAAUCUUUUGCAAUACGAGAAUUGGCUGUUUAUAAGGCUAGGGUUGAAGCUGUUCAAGUUUUAAUUGCAGAGAAAGCUCCCUGGACACAAGUUGCAGAUGCCAUAGUGUUGGUUAAAAGGGCAAUAAGUGAAGCUUGUGAGAGUUGGAAUGCAGCCCUUCAAGGAGGGGAAAGAAAUCCCACGAAGCAAUUUCCUAUUGAUGCUGGACAUACUACUGAUGAAGAUUUUGAUCAGGAAUCUUCAAGCAUUCUUCAUGAUAGUUCGUCUUUGAAAUUUAGUGACUCCGAAAUGUCGACACCUCAUAACACGCCUCAAUCGACUAGGAAGUUACUCGAAGUGGAACAAAAUGAAGGAAGUGAAUGCAGUACUCCUGAGAUGAGACACCACAAUCGUAUGCAAAGUGAUGGUCAAUCUGUCUUAGAUGACACUACAGAUUCAUCCGACAGAAAGUCUUUGAUGAGCAUGUUUAUGCACCUCAAAACAUCAUCAAAUAACUUAAUAGUGUCACAUAUCCAGAGUCCAAUACCAAUAAGUGAGCACUACCUGCUACCAAUUGGCACAAUACCAAUAGCUGUUCGAGAAAAUGAACCAGAAUCAAUUAUAGCAUAUGCUUUGAUGUCACCAGAUUAUGCAAAAUCUUUAGAAGACUCUAUCAAGAUGGAAGCUUACAUCAAAUCACAAGACAGUGCUGCGGAAUCUGACGAAAUUAACUCGGGCAAAGAAAAAACCGAAACCGACAAAGCUACCAAAAACAAGUAUCAGCAUAUUGAAGUCAACUUCCAGGAUUCUACAACAAAUUUUAUGUGUCGUGUAUACUUUGCGCAAGAUUUUGAGCGUCUGCGCGAACUAGUAUUACCCCAAGACAACCCUAGAAUCAGCUUGGCUAGAAGUUUAGCCAGAACCACCAAUUGGCAAGCCAGGGGCGGCAAAAGUGGAUCAAAAUUUAGCAAGACCCUAGAUGAUAGGUACGUCAUCAAGCAAAUGAGUCGCUUAGAGAUGCACAUUUUUUGCGAAUUCGCUCCACAUUAUUUUCUGUAUAUGGAAAGUUGUAUUUCGGCAGGCACUCCGACACUUUUGGGUAAAAUAGUGGGAGUUUAUAGAGUUAUUUAUAGGAAUGCCGCCAAUGGCGGCGCUCAACAUCAGAUGAGCGUUCUGGUUAUGGAGAAUUUGUUUUAUAAGCAGAAAAUUAGCAGAAGGUUUGAUUUGAAGGGUUCAGAGCGCAAUCGACUUGUGGAGAACGAUGGUGUUCUUGAUGACGAGGCUGUUUUGCUGGAUCAAAACUUCAUGAAAAUGUGCUGUGAUGAACCUUUGUACGCCCAUUGGCAUAGCCAUGCAAUUUUAAACGACACAGUUUUGAGGGACACAGAUUUUCUUUCCCAAAAUUGUGUCAUGGACUACAGUCUUCUGGUUGGGUUGAACCAGGAUAACAAUACUCUGGUUGUUGGCAUAAUAGAUUAUAUACGUACUUUUACAUGGGAUAAAAAAUUAGAAACAAUCGUUAAGAAAACUGUUACUUUAGGUCAACAAGGCAAAUUGCCGACAGUUCUAUCGCCUGAUGAAUAUAGAAAGAGAUUUUGUCAAGCUAUGGACAGAUAUUUCGUUUCCGUUCCAAGUCGCUGGGACAGCCUAGCCCGUCGUUUCCAAGACGAAAAUUCCAACAGUGAUAAAUAGUGAUAAAAUAAACUAAUAUAAAUAAUAUAUUAAAUAAAUUAUUUUAAUAAAUCAAUUAAUAUAUUACACACA
This is a messenger RNA of Ctenocephalides felis (cat flea), 4592 nucleotides long. Its product is annotated as putative 1-phosphatidylinositol 3-phosphate 5-kinase. Gene Ontology annotation, molecular function: ATP binding; 1-phosphatidylinositol-3-phosphate 5-kinase activity. The coding region runs from base 21 to 4520 and encodes 1499 amino acids. Gene Ontology annotation, cellular component: endosome membrane. Gene Ontology annotation, biological process: phosphatidylinositol phosphate biosynthetic process. Lineage: Eukaryota; Metazoa; Arthropoda; Insecta; Siphonaptera; Pulicidae. The record is from RefSeq and is a predicted model, not a curated record. The transcript has 24 exons.